Messenger RNA from Parnassius mnemosyne (clouded apollo), 222 nucleotides. NCBI's taxonomy places the organism in Eukaryota, Metazoa, Arthropoda, Insecta, Lepidoptera, Papilionidae. The record is from the annotation of a GenBank genome assembly.
AUGGGAACAAAAGAAUUGAAUAUUUUGGAGUUAUCUGAUCACUUAAAGCCUGACCAACGAACUGAUGAGCCAGUUUUAAAACAUAUGCGCCAAAAUAUUAACCAAAAGGAAGAAGAAAGUCAGAAACUCCAGACCAAGGAUUUGAAACUAGCAGAUGCUUCCGAUAAUAUUCACAUAGUAGAAACACUCCUAAAACGGAGCCUGCGCAUCAAAAUUAGUUAG